AAGACCGGCAUCGUGACGUCGUCGCGUCGCUGCCCAGGCACUGACCUUGGUACUCACAAAAGGCAGAGAAUUCAUGAGUUUUUGGUUUGUUUUGUGUGUGUCAGGAGAGGGUGGUCUGGUCUGCUGGCGCACACCGUGCACUUGAGGGUAAGGACGCCGUGACGUCAUGGAGCUGAGGGAAGUUCGCGGAUCUCCCACCUCUCGCUCUUCACGCGCCUUGCCUUUGGUCAUUUUUCGUGGUCUCCCGGGCACCGGCAAGACUCAUCUGGCGUUGGCAUUCAUCAAGGCCAUGCGCAAGAGGGACGGCCUCGUCUUCGCCCGCGUCAGCCGCGACGAGCUGCGCCGCUCUCUCUUUUGCCGCCCGGCAUACACAGAGGACGAGAAGCAGCUGUGUAACGGGCUUGUGGCAGUGCAGAGCCAGCAUCUGGUGGAGCAUGGGUGGCCGGUGGUGGUGGACGGGAUGGCUCUAUCACACAUGGAGGACGUGUACGCCCUCGUCAACACCAUCCUCCACACUGAUGCCGCGGCCCCCAGUGUGGGCUCCGAGUGCUCCUCCGCCGCCCGGCAGGAGGCGGGCGUGUACGUGUUGCUUGUGGAGUGCUAUUGCAGCGACGGCACGGCCACGCGGCGCAUCGAGGCUGACGGUGCGAUGCACCCGGCGGGCGACAGAGAUAAGGAUCUGUACUUCCGUGUCAAGGAGCGUUUCGAGCACUCUGAUGACUUUGUGGGUCGGAUGGGCGGAGGGCGGCGGGACGCGGGUGUGGUGUACGAUAGAGUGGUGCUGUGCUCUGAAGAUGACAACGCCCAGACGAACGUGGAGCUGCUGUGCGAGAGGGCCAGGGCGGCCACCAAGGCACGUUAGUCACGUGCAUUGACUGAUAGGUGAUCGGAUUGUGUGCGAUUGCAUGAGCAGUACAUAGGUAGACGUAAGAAAGACACCACUGUCGACGUCUGUUACAU
This is a messenger RNA of Vitrella brassicaformis, 960 nucleotides long. NCBI's taxonomy places the organism in Eukaryota, Vitrellaceae. The record is from the annotation of a GenBank genome assembly.